Molecule: messenger RNA, 3142 nt
Organism: Paramisgurnus dabryanus
Lineage: Eukaryota; Metazoa; Chordata; Actinopteri; Cypriniformes; Cobitidae
Source: RefSeq, a predicted model, not a curated record
UUCCCUGUUAGAGAUCCACCGAUAAGCAGAUAGCUGGAGAUUUUUCCCCAGAUGUUUUACCCAUGGGUUUAAUCGGUGAGAUGCCAGCUCAGCUGAGCCUGGCAGACCGGGAACGGGAUUGGAGAGAGGCAGGGAGGGUGGCAGAGCUGGGUCUCUCCAUCAUCUCCGAGAAGGGACCGCGAAAGAUGCGCGACCCUGCGAGAAAGCAGAGAGAUCCCAGCUCUGACGUAAAAGCCACAGCCCUGGAACGCAAGAGAAAAUCAUGUGCUCCCAUCCACAUCAAAUCAGCACACAUUAUUAUCAACAAAAGAAAGGCAAACACUGCAGAGUCGGACGCACUAAAAGUGGACGAGAGACUGCAACUGGCCCGAGAACGAAGAGAGGCGUAUCAAAAACAGCUGGCCUUGCGUGAGCGCAGUUGGCUGGCAAGGGAGGAACGUGCCAGAAACUUCUAUGAGAAACAUCUUGAGGAGCGCAGAAGGAAGCUGGAGGAGCAGCGACAGAAGGAGGAGAGGAGGAGAAUGGCAGUCGAGGAGAAACGCAAACAGAGGCUCAAGGAAGAACGAGAGCGUUAUGAGUCUGUGAUGCGAAGGACGAUGGAGAAAAGUCAGAAGGCCAAACAGAAACUCGGUCACUGCUCUCGACGGACCGCCAACAGUACCCAAAGCAAUAAACAUGCUAAACGGCGUUCUCUCAGCCAAUGGGAGAUCGAGCUUGUCAGUCGUCUUCAGACUCCCACUAUUUCCUAUCUAGCCAGAAGCAGAAGUGCUGUGUGUCUGUCUCGAGACACAGUUGUUCAUGUUUGUCGUCGUGCAGCGUCAUGCCAUUCUACAAACUCCAGCAAUGCACAAAAGGCCCAUGUGCAUUGUGGAAAAGAAGUGAAGAGGCCACGCCCAAAUGUCACUAUCCGCAGAACCGCCAACAGAGAGCUGGUAGCAAAAGGUGGUUUUGAGGAAAAGAACCAGAAGACACAAUCUCUAACAAUAGCUGAAAUCAAUCCCAAACAGGACAAAAAUCUACAUGAGAACGCCAUACUCUCAACAUCAAGUCUGCAGAUUAGAUCACAUCUCAGACAUCCUUUACCCAAACAAGAUGGUUUGCCUCCACUUUUAGAAGAAGAGGAUAUUGAGCAAAAUGAACUUCAACAAGCUGAAGAGACAACACAAUGUCUUCAAAGGAAUAAUACACAGGACAAACAACUCCAGCUGAAUCCAGCUAUGAAUCUACCACCCGGUCCUCCGACUCCUAAUAGACCAAGUCAGAUUGGUGACGGAGAGCGAAUCGGAUCCCCAGCUUGGACCACAAACCCUGAGGAAGCCACACGCCUGCUGGCAGAGAAAAGGAAACAAGCGAGACUAUUGAAAGAGAAGGAAGAAGAGGAACACAGAAAGAAGUUGGAGAUGGAGAGGAGGAACAGAGAGGAACUGACCCGGCGAAGAGCUGAAGAGCGAGCAAGGCAAGGUGCUGAAGCCUUCAGAUUGAAGGAGGAACUGAGGAUCAGAGAAGAGAAAAGACUUCAGGCUGAGCAGGAGAACGCUCGCAGACAGAUGGAAGAGGAAAACAGGCUUCAGCAACAAAGAGAAGAAGAAGCACGUCAGAGGGCACAAGCGGAGCAACAGAGACAAGAAAGAGAAAUUCGCUUCCAGAGAGAGGAGGUUGAACGCCAAGAGAGAAAGAAGCGCUUAGAGGAAAUCAUGAAGAGAACCAGAAAAACUGAAUCUGAAGAUAAGAGACCUGCAUCGGUAAACGACACACUGUCCAGUGAGAACCUCAAGCCUGUUGUCAGAAUACCAGGUCCUGGCAAAACACCAAAGCUGGAGAUGAGGGACGCGGAGGACAUGCUUCCUACUGUUGCCUUCAAAGAACGCAGAUCAUUUUGCCCACUGGCCGGCCUGGAAAAGAUGCAGGCACAUCAGCAAACAGAGGUUAUUUAAUCCAUGGACCCAUCAUAUGAUCUCCAUACAGUGUGAAGAGCUUCAGAGCAACUUCAGCUUGUCUUUCUAGGAAAAUGGCUUCCCAUGCACUUUAAAAGUCCUCUAUAGGUAACAACUCACAUUCUUCUCCGUGCAAUUCUCUACCACCCAGUUAAAAAAAACCUAAUCACUGCUUAAACAGACGCCCUCUGUGCUAAGUACACAUAUAAAACGUCGGGUAUGUGAUUUUGAGAUUCACUUGAUAAACAAUUAUAUUUCACCACAUAAUAACCCACCAAAUAAAACUUGAACUCUUCAUUUAAAUAUUUUAACUUUUUAAUUUUGUCAUAUUUAAAGGGUGCAUAUUAUGCAAAAUAGACUUUUACAAGGUGUUUGGACAUAAAUGUGGGUUGACCGUGGACAUAAAUCCACCCUCUUCAUAUUUAAAAUCCCCAACCAAAGCAGUCUCAUGAGACAUGCUGUUUUGAUUCUCUUGUUAAUGUGAUGUCACACUGAUAAAGCCCCGCCCACAGCCACUGACUUACUGAUUACAGAAACUUACUGCAACUUCACAGAAACAUUCUAGGCACACCUGAGACUUAUAUUACAUCUUGUAAUAAUGGGCAUAAUAUGUGUCCUUUAAUAUGUAUUUUUUGGUGUUAUGAAGAGGAAUGUAAUUCUGCUAGAGCAGCAGCCUCAUGAAUAUUUUAGUCUUAUGUAAGCACAUGCACAUAGAGUGUUCGCAACAAUUCACCUGCAAAUCUGUGUAAGCAUAUUUAUUCUACUGUGCUACAGUAGAAAACCAUAUUCAGGAUCUUUGCAACGCUGCUGUUUGUAAUACUCAAGUACUUUUCCAUCUGUAGUCAAUGCUGACCUUUGCUUUUAUGUCACAGUUUAAUGCCAAAACAGGUGGACUCUUUCAUUUCUAGUUUCCAUUGCUCAUUUUGCACUGCUGCUAUUUAGCCGUUCCAAAUAAUGAGAUUUCCAGCACUGUUUUUUCAUGAACAAUAUGAUAAAGACACGCUCGCCUGACUUUAUGAGCAUUAGUGUGCCGGUAUACCUGCUGACUUUGUGCAAUAUAUAUAGUGAGGCUUAUGCACAUAGUGUGUAAAGAUGCAAACAUUUGAAUUCAUUUUUUUUGUAUCGGUGUAAGUAAAUACAUUUCAAAACCAAAGUUGUUGUCUCUGUGUCACACAGAUUUGAUGCAAUAAAAAUUUGUUUUGCCAAGA